Molecule: messenger RNA, 1725 nt
Organism: Lodderomyces parapsilosis
Lineage: Eukaryota; Fungi; Ascomycota; Pichiomycetes; Serinales; Debaryomycetaceae
Gene: ARG2
Product: acetyl-CoA:L-glutamate N-acetyltransferase
Exons: 1
Coding region: 1-1725 (574 amino acids)
Biological process (GO): L-arginine biosynthetic process
Cellular component (GO): mitochondrial matrix
Molecular function (GO): L-glutamate N-acetyltransferase activity, acting on acetyl-CoA as donor; arginine binding
Source: RefSeq, a predicted model, not a curated record
AUGAGUAAACUCAAGACGCUAAAUAGACAAUUUAUAUCCAACCUAGACACCCAUAAAGCAGUCACCGAUGCCAAACGAAACCUAAUAUUGUCAAUAUUGAAAUCAACAACAACAAAACGAGAAGCUAAAAACUACCUCACUAAAUACCAAAAUCAAUUUGAUUUCAGUAAUUUGGAUUUUGCCAAUUCUGAAAUCGUUCCAUUGAAUAAGAAGGAAAAUCAGCGUGAAUUAUUUAUUCAACGGUUUUUAAACCGUCAGAAUCCAUUUGUAAACAUAUAUGAUGAAGAUGAACAGAAAUUGCAAAAGAUUCCCUUACGAUUGGCCAUUUUCAAAAUCAAGUUCACAACAAUUACUAAUCAACAAUGGGUGGGGAUAGCUGAAACAUUCAAGAGAUUGAUUAAUUUGGGAAUAUCGCCGAUCAUCUUGCUUGAUUUUGAUCAUUUGCCCGAUUCCUCGUUCAAGAAUAAUGAGCUAUAUAUCAUCGACCAAUCUAACAAGAUGUUGAACCGUCUUGGCAAACCUGAGGAGGAAGAUUUCCAGAUAACCAUAUUAAGGUCUUUAUUUACGAGAAAAGAUGAUCAACUAUCAAUGGACAGUUUGGAACUGAUUUUGAUUCCAUUAUACCAAGGCACUAUCCCGAUCUUACAACCAAUUGCAUACAAUUCGAAUACGUGUACUCAGGAGUUUAUGAAAAGUGACCCGUUGUUAUUUGCAUUGUGUUCUGCUUUGAUUGAAAAGAGGACUACUGACUUAUUGUCAAUCGAAAAGAUUGUCAUGAUUGAUCCAUUAGGUGGUAUACCAUCUAUAGAAAGAAAUCAAACAAGUCAUGUAUUUAUCAACCUUUCACAAGAAUAUUCAGAUAUUUUAUCUGAGCUUUACGUUGGACACAUAAAUCCAAAAAUACGAGGCUUGCAUGUGACCAAUUUGAAUAGUAUGAAUAAUAUACUAAGCUUCAUUCGUGACAGAUCGGGUAAUGAUGAAACUACUGGUAUCAUCACCACACCAGAGAUUAUGUCUAUCAACAACGAUCAAUUGAAUCCCAUUAUAUACAAUGUGCUUACUGAUAGGUCAAUCAUUUCUUCAUCUUUGCCUAGUCUGAAUAAGAGAACUCCUCAAGUAUCCACCACUAUCAUCAAAAAGGGAGUAAAUGUACAAGUAUUUGAGCAAGAUACUUAUAGUGGACAAUUUUCGAUGGAAAACCUAUUCAAAGAUAAAUUAGUUGACAAAUCCAGGUUGGUUGAGUUGUUGAACGAUUCAUUUGGCAAAAAUCUUCACGUUGAUGAAUACUUUAAACGCAUUGACAAGAGCCUAGCUACAUUCAUACUCGUGGGUGAUUACGACGGAGCAGCUAUAAUAACCUGGGAGAAGAGCAAAAACAAUGGCCACAAUAUUGCCUACUUGGACAAAUUCGCUAUUGCUAAACGAAACCAGGGCUUACCGGGUUUAGCAGAUAUCAUAUUCAAGAUUAUUCUACAAUCGCAUCCGCUAGAGUUAAUAUGGCGAUCAAGAAAAGUGAAUCCCGUGAACAAGUGGUAUUUCGAGCGUUGUUGUGGAUGUAUGAGCUCCCCUGAAUCGCAGUGGAAGAUUUUCUACAUUGGUGAUAUUUUUGACAAAAGAAUUGAUCGUUUAAGGAGAAAAUCCAUUCCUGCUGGUGUCAUCAAUGUUGGAGAGAAGUUAAACGAGUAUUCUGAAAUAUGUGAAGGUAUACCACCAUCUUUUAUAUAG